Molecule: messenger RNA, 438 nt
Organism: Micromonas pusilla CCMP1545
Lineage: Eukaryota; Viridiplantae; Chlorophyta; Mamiellophyceae; Mamiellales; Mamiellaceae
Exons: 2
Coding region: 1-438 (145 amino acids)
Source: RefSeq, a predicted model, not a curated record
AUGCUGCGCCGCGCGUGCCGCGAGGCCGCGCGCCGGACGCGCUGGCUCAGCACGUCCGCCGCCAAGGACGCGCCGCCCGCGACGCCGUACAAGCCUCCGCGAAAGGACGACGGCGCGAGGCAAGCGGAGGCGAUGACCCCGGAGCAGAUCGAGGAGCUCAGCGUGUUCAACGCCGCGGGGGGGCUGACCGCGGCGAUCGCGGGCGGGCUCGUCGUGUUCGUCAUCGGCGCGGGCGCGACGUUGAGCGUCGCGUCCGGCGCGGCGUCGCUGCUGGGUCACACGAUGAAAUCGAAGAACGUGCCGUCGAGCGGGCCGACGCGCGAGGAGCUCGAGGCGCAGCUCUCGACGCUGCGAAGGAGACCCGCGGGGUACUUACCCUGGACGAACGCGCACGCGGAAAAGGCGAGCGUGAAGCGAAAGCUCCGCGAGUUUUCGUGA